UACAUGCACGAAGCUGAUUACUGGCCGGCAUGGCGAUGAAAGCCUGUAGGAUAAACAGCCUCCGCCACACGCACAAGGUAGCCAUCGUGAGACUUGGUCUGAUUAUUUAUUCUGCACUCCACCAAAGAGAAAACGUGUGAGCCUCAUUAUAGCAAUCUUGCAUUUUGUCAUUGAUUCGCAAAUCGCUCCAGCGCCAGCUCGACGCAGACAAGAACGGAAGUCACGUGACGUGGGCCAUGGUAACCUAGGACGCUUUGAGAGCCUCCCGCGAGCGCUCGUGAGGUUUUGGUGACGGCAAGUAGACAUUUAAAUAGAAACACAUCGUUAUCGAAUGGCCUGACAGACUGUGCGAGCUGGAAAAGACGCAAAAUACGCUAUUGCAUAGCUAUAACGGCAGUUGAACACUGAACUGAAAGGUUUGAGAAAUAUGCGAAAGAUGAAAACAGUUGGAGGUCAGCAGUGAGCAAUGACGACUGUAACCUUUGAAUCGGACACCGUUAGGCCUCCACGUCCGUCGUGGGCCGGACAGAAAUCACGAGGAGAUAACAAUGUGCGUCCCAUGACUGACUCCCGUCCCUUCACCGGCUUCAAACAUCCGUGGGAGAACCGGAAGGCUUUAAGUGAAGACUACGAGCUUCCCAUUUCGGGGCGAGAGGGAUGGUGGCGCUCAUACAUACGGGAGACGCCGAGGCCCGGCAGCUACGACUCCUCGACUUUCGUGGACGAUAUCAGUCAGCGACCCAACACCUACCGCUUCAAAUCUGAUGGCAGGAAGAUCGACCCUCAGCCUCACAACAAGGGCAGCUUACUUUUACCAGGAGCCUACGACUUUCAGAGCUUCCUAGACAUCCUGGACAAGAAGCCGAUCCCAGCCACCUACAACUUCAGAACACCUGCUCGAGACUCCUUCGAUGUUCUCAACUUUGGCAAGAAGGACAAGGAAAUUAACGUGAGUCCCACGGCGUACCAAAUGGACAAAUAUCUGUCAUUGUCUGCAGAUAAAAUGCCUUCUAAACAUCCUGCCUUCAAGUCUCAAGUCAAGCGUUUCCCUACACUGUACUUCAAGCCGAAGGAAGGACCAGGUCCUGGUCUCUACGACUCACAACUCCCAGUUUUCCAGCAUCCUGUAUCAUCAUCUUUCAAGUCCAGAACUCCUCGCUUCUCAACUUCCUACACGAAGGUUCCUGGACCCGGGACGUACGAGAAGAUCUUCCAGUUCCCGAUUCCGCCCACCGUGGCCAAGAUGGGCCGACAGUACGGGCUUUUCUUUACAAGUGCGUUCCAGUCCUGAAUCUCACCAACUUCCAUGUCUGUCGGGCGCGAGUCUCGCUCUAAAGGUUGUCCUCAGACAUGGAAGACGUCUGGCUUGCCAACAACUAUGAGUGAUCUUUCUACUUGUGAUCUUCACACGGGAUUUUUAAAAACUUUUGUGCGUUUCCAACUUGAUUGACGUUUUCGACAGACACGAUAAGCGACAAUUAUCUUCGCACACCUGACAAUUCAUGAUCAUGUCAAUGAUUUACCUUCUUCCACCAUCUACGAUGACGUUCAAAUGUGAAUUCUGCUCACACCUUUGUCACCACCCUGCAGUAUUAAUGUGACUAGGAAUGUUUGUUGUAUUAGCUAGUAACAUUUUGUAUAUUUAGCUUAAUAUAUAGCAGUAUUUUGUUGCUUUUGGUCUUGCCGUCGUUUCCUUUGAGUCUCCCAUUCUGUCGUGUCAUUUACCUAUUUCUAAUUUACAAUGCACACACUGACACAGAAUAUUGCAUUUCUCACGAGGUUACACUCCGCUUCCCUCUUUAGUCCUAAGCGAUCACAUUGUUUAGGGAAAUGGCGAUGCUAAACCGGUUGCUUACUGGUUCUGCUUGUGUGGUGGAGUUGCUAGCUUUCCAGCCUCUAAACUAUUCCGGCCAACACAAACAACGAAACAACGGGAAAACAAGUGCAGUUCGUCGUCUUAAAAAGCUUCCAGUAAAGUAACGUAUCUACCACACCAACAUCGUCGCCAAGUCUAGAGCACAACUUCUGCUAGAAUAUGCAACACAUUGCAGGACAAUAGCUAUCCAGAUAUUUCUGCAGCAAAAGGAAGAUGAGCUUCUGGCUGUUUGUUGCCUGCUCCAACAGUUGGAGAUGGCCGGUAUCUGCAGCAGCUGAUGGACCAGUAACUUUGCAACUCGUCCUUCUAUGACCAGGACACCGACAGAAAUGCGACAUUUUAUGUCAAAUGCAGGCACAGAAUCAAAAAUGUCACAAUCUUCUGGAUAAAUUCUCUUCUUAUAUAAACGUUUAAUCUGCAGUAUUUUUCUGCUUUCGUUUUCACAUGCGAAAAUAUACAUCCUGACGUCUUUACAAACGAAAAUAUCAGUACAUCAUAACAUUCAACUUCGCCAUCAGUUUUGCGGCUAGAUGUGAGGAUUCGUAUUCAACCAAUGCUGAGAUCACACUUUCGUUUGAUGUGUUUCUUUGUUAAAUAUACAAACGCCGAUGCAGUAUUAAACGUUAAGUGUAGAAACUGCCUUUCAAAUAUUGAAAAGUGGAAACGUUUGCUCGUAUAACGACAAUAAAAUAUCAGAGCCAGAGAA
This is a messenger RNA of Pomacea canaliculata, 2582 nucleotides long. RefSeq names its product protein STPG4-like. Gene Ontology annotation, cellular component: male pronucleus; germinal vesicle; female pronucleus. Gene Ontology annotation, biological process: epigenetic programing of male pronucleus. Gene Ontology annotation, molecular function: chromatin binding; histone binding. NCBI's taxonomy places the organism in Eukaryota, Metazoa, Mollusca, Gastropoda, Architaenioglossa, Ampullariidae. The record is from RefSeq and is a predicted model, not a curated record. The transcript is spliced from 8 exons. Bases 467 to 1291 code for a protein of 274 amino acids.